Messenger RNA from Cucurbita pepo subsp. pepo (vegetable marrow), 504 nucleotides. RefSeq names its product transcription factor PRE6. Gene Ontology annotation, molecular function: protein dimerization activity. Gene Ontology annotation, biological process: regulation of growth; regulation of DNA-templated transcription. The record is from RefSeq and is a predicted model, not a curated record. Lineage: Eukaryota; Viridiplantae; Streptophyta; Magnoliopsida; Cucurbitales; Cucurbitaceae.
UAACCCAACUCCCACUCCUUUCUCCCAACCAUUUGUCUUCUUCAUAUCCAACACUUCCACCACUCUCUCUCUCUCUCUCUCCUCCUUCCUCUUUAUAACUCUUAUCACUUCCCUUCCCUCCCCCUUCAACCCCAACUUCUUCUCUCAUCAACUCAACACUCACACCAUGUCUACCCGGAGAUCAAGGCAGCCGGGCGCUUCCCGAAUCUCCGACGACCAAAUCAUCGAACUCAUUUCCAAGCUUCGACACCUCGUCCCCGAGAUUCGCCAUCGUCGCUCCGACAAGGUUUCAGCCUCAAAAGUCCUCCAAGAGACCUGCAAUUACAUUAGAAACUUACACAGGGAGGUGGAUGACCUAAGUGAAAGGCUCUCUCAGCUCUUGUCUACAAUAGAUGCUGAUAGUGCCGAGGCAGCCAUAAUUAGGAGCUUAAUUAUGCAAUAGGGAAACAACAAGAACCAGAACAAGAACCAGGCCGUUGGGUUUGGUAAUGCUAUAUAUAUAUA